This is a messenger RNA of Cooperia oncophora, 447 nucleotides long. The record is from the annotation of a GenBank genome assembly. NCBI's taxonomy places the organism in Eukaryota, Metazoa, Nematoda, Chromadorea, Rhabditida, Trichostrongylidae.
AUGGAAGACGUCCGUCGAGAAUUGAAUGAAGUAAGGGAGGAAAUACAGGGACUGCACAGUGCCAUCGACGACUUGAGUGCGCUCGUGAGGCAAAAUCCCGAGCAACGUCCAGCUGAAGAAGUUCCUGCGCAGCAAGAAGAGCGCCAGGUCAUCGCGGAGAAUGCGCACUUUAUGGAAGCGAUACAGGAUGCCGGUGACAGUGAUAGCAAUGAAAGCACCGAUGACGACAGCGACGCAUCCAGCGAAGACGACAGCAGCGAUUCCAGUGACGACAGCGAUGACAUUGCAAUAGAAGAGCAGCAAGCACAAGCUGAGAACCCCCGCGACGUUGAGCAGCCGAGGGCGGAACAGCAACAUGAACAUGCUGAAAACCCACCGUGGCAUCGAGGAACCAAGGGCUGUCCAGAGAUACGCACGAGAGAUGGGCCAUCACCCUGUGAAUGUUGA